Messenger RNA from Eremothecium gossypii ATCC 10895, 1557 nucleotides. It is a transcript of the gene DSN1, whose product is annotated as MIND complex subunit DSN1. The record is from RefSeq and is marked provisional. The transcript has a single exon. Bases 1 to 1557 code for a protein of 518 amino acids. NCBI's taxonomy places the organism in Eukaryota, Fungi, Ascomycota, Saccharomycetes, Saccharomycetales, Saccharomycetaceae. Gene Ontology annotation, biological process: mitotic sister chromatid segregation; cell division. Gene Ontology annotation, cellular component: MIS12/MIND type complex.
AUGAGCACAGAUGUAUCGGGCCUCCAGACGCCACAUAGACGAAGGUCGGGUGUGCAGGGCUUGAAAGUACACACUCUUCCGACGGAUCCCGAUGACGCGAAACAGAGUGGAAGUGCAGUUCGAACUAGCCAGAGCCAGGGAUAUGAAGAUGCACAGAUAGACGAUGAAUAUGCCAAGGCCAAGCCGCAAUCAAGCUUUGAGAUGGACGAGGACUUUAAGUUCAAGCGGCGGAGAAGGAAAGACGAGGCGCUGGGGGAGCGCCUGGAGUCGCUGCAGGAGAUGCAGCAGGCGCGGUGGGUGGAGAACUUCAACAGCUCGAUGCAGCAGGCGCCGCCCGUGGUGCCGUCGCAGUACGGUCAGCUGGCGCCGCCGAACAUGAUGGCUCCGCCGCAGUACAUGCCCUACAUGUACUACUACCCGAUGCCUGCGCCCAUGGUGCCGAUCCCCACGUCGCCGCAGCGGCCUGGGGAGAUGCCUUCUUCGAUGCAGGGAUAUCCGAACACUUCCACACAGCCGUUUUUUCCGCAUCUGGGGCCGAUGAUGGGCGGCGGGCAGGUUGUCCCGCAGCAGGGCAUGUAUCCUGGCUACUACUCGCAGGAGGCGCGCGAUAUGUCUCGGGCUCGUGAUCCCCAGCAGAGCAGAGACCGCCGCAAAACCAUCAUGUCUCAGCGGGGCCGUCGGCUGUCCAUGCUUUCUUUGCAGGGCGACGAGCGCGCGGUGGACGCAAUGCGUUCCGAAAUUGUAUCUCCGCAUAAGGACGUUCCCGAGACCGACUUCUACCGCCACAUAGCGAAUACAUCCUUCGGGCGGGGGUUGCAGACUCGGCAACUGUUUAACUGGUGCUUUAUUAGAUGUCUACGGAAGUACGAGGAGAACAUUGGAACAAUGUCUGCCGGUAAUGACGCCGCUGACUAUACCAGUCCCAAACGAAUAAGCAUGAUGAUUCUUAAAGAGUUCGUUCAAGACUUGCGCAAGGGGAAACUAGAAAUGGACUGGGACGGGAAGAGCAUCCCAGAGGGCGACGAGCAGGGCGAUGUGACCGAAGAUACUGUUUUGCGUGAGCUUUUCGAUGAAGAUGAGCACCAUGGGGCCCGCAGCAGUCCAACGCGCAGGAAACGCAAGGCUAUGCUCAUACCAAAUGAAAAGAAUAUCCAGAACAUGGAAAACAUCAAGGUAUUGGAAGAGAAAAUUGCGGAGCUGCGCGAUGAGAUCUCCCAGUGGUCCGUGGAGUUGGACAAAGAGGAACACCAAACAGCAGCGACAGUGCUUGAAACCGUCCCACAAUCACGGGACGUCGAGAUAGACGCGCUGCCUGCUGUGCCGAUUGUUCCGAACUUCAAAAUGCAGUUUUGCCAAUCCAUGGACAGGCUCCUUGGGUCCUCCCACCUGCUUGCUGCGCAUGCCCAGCUCCUCUCGAAAACACUUGCCUUAAAGUCAGGCAAGAUUGCCAAGCGCAUUUCCAAUAGAAAGCGCAUUGGCAAGUCACAUGCCUCGAAGGCUGCAAUCAAAAACUUACUAGUUGGCCUUUCCAGCACUAUGGCACCAGCCGAUUCAUGA